AUGGUCUCUGACCAAGAAGACAAUGGUACGCUCACUCCUGAGCAACGCGAAGCCCGUGACAAAGAGGCAAGACUACGGGAACAAGAAGAACAGGCUGCCCUUCCUUACUCUUGGACCCAAGAACUAGGAGAAGUAGAUGUGACUGUACCUGUGCCACAGGGUACCCGCGGCAAAGAUUUGGCUAUUACUAUCGACAAGAAGAGGCUCAGUGUUGGCCUGAAAGGUCGGGAGCCCAUUAUGUCGGGAGAAUUAUGCAAGGAAAUCAAGGUUGAAGACAGUACUUGGACCGUUCAGGAUAAUAAGGCUGUCUUGAUUCACUUGGAAAAACUCAAUAAGCAGACUUGGUGGGAGAAUGUCUUAACACAUCACCCCAAGAUCGACACGAAGAAAAUCGAGCCAGCAAAUAGCAAACUCGAUGAUCUGGACUCUGAAACGAGAGGAAUGGUCGAGAAAAUGAUGUUCGAUAACCAGCAGAAGCAACUUGGACGGCCCACUUCUGACGAAAUCAAAAAGAUGGAGGCUCUGAAAAAGUUCCAAGCUGCUCAUCCCGAGCUCGAUUUCUCCAAGGCUAAGAUCUCUUAA
Molecule: messenger RNA, 582 nt
Organism: Psilocybe cubensis
Lineage: Eukaryota; Fungi; Basidiomycota; Agaricomycetes; Agaricales; Agrocybaceae
Exons: 7
Coding region: 1-582 (193 amino acids)
Biological process (GO): protein folding
Cellular component (GO): cytoplasm
Source: RefSeq, a predicted model, not a curated record